This is a messenger RNA of Oncorhynchus masou masou (cherry salmon), 5798 nucleotides long. Its product is annotated as transmembrane protein 132D-like. The record is from RefSeq and is a predicted model, not a curated record. The transcript is spliced from 8 exons. NCBI's taxonomy places the organism in Eukaryota, Metazoa, Chordata, Actinopteri, Salmoniformes, Salmonidae. Bases 424 to 3762 code for a protein of 1112 amino acids.
GUGAUCUGUGAACACACAUGGAACAUUUCAGCGCAGUCAGUCCCAACGAUGGUCAAAGUUGGGUAAAUGUGUGAGAGCUGAUGCAAGGACUUCAAAAUGAAUCAGAUGGAGUUGCUGUAUCAAAUAACCGUAUUCGGUAUGGCGGUAUAAGGAAUAAAAGAAAAGCACAUCGAAACUUGGCUGAUCGCUAUCUGAUUAACGGGACGGGACGUCUCCAAGUUCGUUAAGCAAAACCUUUCCACCAUCGAGACAGUUUCUGAUAGCUCAAUGUAUAGUUUACGUGACGCACGGGGUGCACAAGACAAGGCUGUAUUCGUACAGGUGCGAUUUUGUAGCCUACACUAGUCAAGCUACUCUUCUUGGGUUGUUGAAACUCACGAAACUCCGAGACUGGAAGUUACAUGGAAUAAAGUGACAGCCAAAAUGAGCAUUUACUCUCAUAUCUGGAGGUUUUUACAGAUAUUCCUAGCGACGAUUGUCACAGUUGUCACCCAAGAGUUGGACAGUCAGGAGAUGUCAGACAACACCAAGAGCUCUCUGCCCUUCCCUGUGUUCCUUCCAGUCAACUACCAGGUGCGAGAUGCAGACUGCUUCUUCCUGAAGGAGACCGGUCAGGACAUCAUGAGAAACUCCAGCCUGCAGACACAGACACAGCCAUUUGUCAUCCUGAGAGCCAGCCGGCCGCCUAUUGUCAACGCCAGCUAUGGGCCCCUUUCCAAAGAGCAGCCUGUCCCUCUAGACCUGAUCCAGUCUGUGCAGCUGUUCCGGGCCCCGGGGAUAUUCACCUAUAACUGGAAGGUCCAGUUCUUUGUGCUGACCCCCCGGGUCUACUCCUCCAUGCCCAAGGUGCAGGUGUUGUUCUAUGUGGCUGGGAGGGACUGGGACAGAGGAGCAGAGGGGUUAAAUGAUGAGUUGCCCUGUGUGAUGUUGUUUGCCUUCUGGCAGACCCAGGAGGUAAGGGGCUCCUGUGCCCUUGGAGGUCAGAGGGGCACCUGCAUGGCUGAGCUGGAGCCUGUAGCCAGCUGGUUUAGUCCCGCAGCAGAGAGCUCUAGCCGGGAGAGGCUGUACCUAACAGAGGGCAACACAGUAGAGUUGUACUACCAGGCCCGGCCCAGUGCCUAUGGGAAGUGCAGGGAGUGGGAUGGGGGCCGCUGGGGUAGCUCAGGGCAGCAGCAGCAGGCUGAGUACGUCCCUGUUACUCCAAUGCAGAGAAUCUGCAGUGUACGCCUCCUUCAGGUGCCCAAGGGAGCUGCAGCUGUGUCUCAACUCAAGCUGGGAAAGGCCGUUGUCAUUCAGACCUCCUCCAAACCCCUGAAGAAAGAUAUCGCCACUUUCAACAUCCUCACGGCCAGCUCCUCCCUGGAGAACUUCACUCUGCGGCUGGACAGCAGUCUACUGGAGGUCCUACAGAUGGACUUUGAGGUGGAGGAGCAGAGCAGCCAAUCAGACAGCCAGGUCAUCACAUGGCGCCUGGAGUUGCCCGCAGACACCAGGGAUGGGGGGAAGGAGGGUUCCAUGGAGAUCUACACCACCCAGAGAGACUUUGUGGGCCUGGCCACACUCGUCAUGGACACAGAGAUCCUGAACACGGCGGUGCUGACUGGGAAGAAGGUGGUGUUGCCUGUCAGGACUGUGGCUGUGGAGGAGGACGGGUCAGUCACUGACGUCUCAGACUUCACCAACUGCAGCUCCACUGAUGAGGACAUCCUGAAGGUGUCAGACAGGUGUGACUAUGUGUUUGUGAAUGGGAAGGAGAUGAAGGGCAAGGUGAGGAUGAUGGUGAACUUCACCUACAGCUACCUGAGUGCCCAGCUGGAGAUGAAUGUGUGGGUCCCACGGCUGCCCCUCCAGAUCGAGGUGUCUGACACAGAGCUCAGCCAAAUCAAGGGAUGGAGGGUGCCCAUCAUGACCAGCAAGAGGCUCAGCUGGAACAGUGAUGAGGAGGAGGAUAAGAAGGGUAAAGGCUGCAUGUUGCAGUUCCAGCAUGCCCUUGUGCGUGUGAUCACACACUUCAUAGCCGAGCAGUCGGACCCCCGGGAGCCCCAGGUCUACUUUCUGGGCUCAGACUGGCAGGUGGACGUCACCAGGCUUGUGCGCCAUUUCCUCAAGGUGGAGGACCCCCGCAUCGCCAGACUGCAGGCAGGCAGGGUGCUGUCAGGACAAGACAUGGGGACCACCUCCAUCCAGGUGUUCUCCCCCCUCUCAGACUCCAUCUUGGCAGAGAAGACCGUGACGGUAGUGAAUGACAAAGUCACCAUCACAGAGCUGGGGGUGCAACUGGUCACCGGCCUGGCUCUGUCCCUGCAGCUCAGCCCAGGAAGCAACAGGGCCAUCCUCGCCACGGCAACCAUACAGGAAGUGCUGCAGAGCCCCAAACAGAAGGCUGUGGUUAGUUCCUGGGUCCAGUUCAGCGAUGGCUCCCUGACCCCUCUGGACAUUUAUGACCCGGCCUACUACCGCGUGACACUGACCUCUCUGGACCAGGGCGUGGUGUCAGUGCAGGGCUCCCCGCCUGCAGUUGUGGCAGAGGGCGAGGGACAGGGUGUGCUGGUCAGGGUGGAGAUGGCCAUCUGUGAGGCUUGCCAGAAGUCCAAACGGAAGAGCUCGCUGGCCGUGGGCAGCGGCAGCCUCAAGGUCAAGUUCCAGGUCAACAGCCGGCGCUUUUCCAGCAAUAGUAGCAGCAACAGUAGCAGUAGUAGUGGAGGUGGGGUUGGCAGUGGCAGUAGUAAGGACAGCAGCAGUGACUAUGGGAAUGAUGGGGAGGAGGUGGACAGUGAGAGGAAGCAACAGCAGCCACAGCAGCCCCUGCCCAGCAGCUCAGCCUCAGAGCGGGAGGAGAGCGCCAUGCGCAAGGUCACCACAACCGCCAAAUCCAGUGAGCCAGACGCCGCUCCGGGGAGCAUGUCCAGCAGUGGCAGCAGCCACGGCGGAAUGGGGAGGGCGAGUGAAUCAGGAAGUUUCUUAAAUGCUGCAACCAUCAACAGUCCUGCCAGCCCCAUCAAUGACAGUGAUGUUAGCAGCCCUAGUGACUAUGGCACAGCUGAGGGGACAGACAAUGGGCUAAUUGGAGGUAUAGGUAGUGUUGCAGUCAGUAGCACUGUGAAGACACUUGGUAACCUGAUCAACUACAAUAACUUCCCCUCUCAGGUAGAGGUGCCUGACCAGGAGCGAGUUGAGGUGGACAUGGGCAAUGAGGACAUGCUGUCUAACCGGCCUCUCUCAGACUUGGAAAUCGGCAUGUACGCUCUGCUGGGGGUCUUCUGCCUGGCCAUCCUGGUCUUCUUGGUGAACUGCAUCUCUUACGUAGUAAAGUUCAGGCACAAACAUCCCUCCUCUCAUGGCCAGGAGCCCACAGGGCACAGGCACGACUGGGUGUGGCUGGGCACUGAUGCAGAGCUGGUGAUGAAUGUGCCUGGCACUCCCCUCCAGCAAGACGACCACAGCACCACAACAGUCAUAGACAUUGGGCCUGAUAAGACUGCCUCUCUGCCCAGGCAGCCCAGCUGCCUAGCCUCCUCUAGACCCUCGUCUCCUUUGGUCUGUGGGGGCUCCCUCGGGGCCAAGCCCAUGAACCGCACUGAGUCCGUCCACUCCCCCACAAGCAAGAGGAAGAGGGUCCAGUUCACCACCUUUGCCUCUCUGGACCGUGAGCACUCCCCACACCUCCCCAGAGAGAACGGCCAUGGCAUCCACUGGGUGGGGAAGGAGGAGAACUAUGUUGAACCCCAAGUGCCCAUCACAGAACCUGUGGACCAUUUAUAAUACAUAAAGGGACCGUUUCACCCCAACUGUGGGUGUGUAUGUGGCUUUGAUUGCCUCAAUGCCUUUAUUUAUGGAUAAAAGCAGACACAACAUAAGGAGCAUCACCGCAAGUGGUUAUACUUAUUCAUUAUUUAUGGUUAGUUUUAAAUAUCUGUCAAGGCGUCUUACAUGUAAAUAUCUUAAAUGCUUUGUGAGAGAGACACUUUUUGUAUUAGAUAUUAGAGGAAACACUGUGAAUACGUGUGAGGAUGCUUCUCAUCAACCGACUAAUGGCACUUUGUGUGGUGGACAGGAUAAAACGUUUGACUCAGGCCAGUUGAAAUAUCAUUUUUCUAAACAAAAAAACAGAGGGUCUUGUUGCAUGUGAAAAAUGUAAUUAUCUUACCUUUUACACUCACAUAAUGGUACGCCCUAAAGCAGGGAUCUUCAACUAGAUUCAGCCACCGGCCAAUUCUUUUCUUGGUAGAAUGCAAAUUGACUUCAAGAAGCCGAAACAGAUAUAUUUGACUAUAGCAUAAUCAUUUCAAACCUUGCUUACAUUUGUACACAAUCACAUUAACUACAUGACCACUCGUCGAACAUCUCAUUCUAAAAUCAUGGGAAUCAAUAUGGAGUUGGUCCCCUUUUGCUGCUAUAACAACCUCCACUCUUCUGGGAAGGCUUUCCACUUGAUGUUGGAACAUUGCUGUGGGGUCUUGCUUCCAUUCAGCCACAACAACAUUAGUGAGGUCAGGCACUGAUGUUGGGCAAUUACGCAUGGCUCGCAGUCGGCGUUCCAAUUCAUUAUCAUGCUGAAACAGGAAAGGGCCUUCCCCAAACGGUUGCCACAAAGUUGGAAGAAGCACAGAAUUGUCUAUAAUGUCAUUGUAUGCUGUAGUGUUAAGAUUUACCUUCAUUGGAACUAAGGGGCCUAGCCCGAAUCAUGAAAAACAGCCCCAGACCACCUCUAUCAAACUUUAUAGUUGGCACUAUGCAUUGGGACCGGUAGCGUUCUCCUGGCAUCCGCCAAACCCAGAUUCGUCCAUCAGACUGCCAGAUGGUGAAGCUUGAUUCAUCACUCCAGAGAAAGUGUUUUCACUACUCCAGAGUCCAAUGGCGGCGGGCUUUACACCACUCCAGCUUGGCAUUGUACAUGGUGAUCUUAGGCUUGUGUGCAGCUGCUCGGUCAUGGAAACCCAUUUCAUGAAGAUCCCAACAAACAGUUUGUGUGCUGACGUUGCUUCCGGAGGCAGUUUGGAACUUGGUAGUGAGUGUUUCAACUGAGGACAGACCAUUUUUAUUCGCUUCAGCAAUCGGCGGGCCCAUUCUGUUAGCUUGUGUGGCCUACCACUUCGCAGCUGAGUUAUUCCUGCUCCUAGACGUUUCCACUUCACAAUAACUGCACUUACCGUUGACCACGGCAACUCUAGCAGGGCAGAAAAAAGAUGAACUGACUUGUUGGAAAGGUGGCAUCCUAUGACGGUGCCACUUUGAAAUUCACUGAGCUCUUCAGUAAGGCCAUUCUACUGCCAUUGUUAAUUGCAUGGCUGUGUGCUCGAUUUUAUGCACUUGUCAGCAAUGGGUGUGGCUGAAAUAGCCAAAUCCACUAAUUUUAAGGGGUGUCCACAUACCUUUGUGUAUAUAUAUAUAGUGUCAAUCUAUAAUGCGUGGGAGUACUUUGGAAGUAAAAAUCACCUGCUGGCCGCCAGUAAACAAACAUAACAUCGCUGUCUGAUGAAAACCUCAUAACUCAAUUUGACAUGUAUUGAAAGCAGUACUCCCUUCAAUGUAUUCUGAAAAUACUCUAGGAACAAUAAAAUGUAUUCAAAACAGCCUCUAUCAUUUCAUAACUGUACGUUUGUUAAUGGGACAAUAUUACUUUUUUCAAUAUCCUGAAACAUUUCUGUUGGAUAUGAGAGAUUCAUCCGACAGCGAAGCAACCCAACAAGGAAUUUUUGUAUAUGCACUGUUUGUCUUUAUAUUGUGUACAUUUGUUUGAUUUGAUUUUUGAUAAUGUCGGAUAUGAUUUUUCAUUAAACAUACAGUACCAGGACUCA